AUGAUUAAGAUCAUUUAGAGAAAAUAAUAAUUACUUUUUGUUGGUUAAUAUGAUUUAGGAAAAAGAUAAGGAGAAUGGUAAAUAGUCUCAUAAAACUCUAUACUGUAUAUUAAUAAAUUAUUGAUUUAGAGGAGGAGGAUCAUACGAUGCUGAUGGACUGAAAAAUGGAAAAUGGACAGAAGUACAAUAUAUAUUAUCAGGGUAAAUUGAAUUUUAUGCUUUGUUAGAUGUAUUUUGAUCAAGGAAACAGGAGAAUAUUAAAAUGGAAUAAAAAUAGGUCAAUGGGUUGUUAAUUGGGUUGAAAUUUUAACAAAAAAUAAUAAAAUUAUGUAUUUUUCUGUUGAUAUAUCAAAGUGGAGGUGGAAAUUAUGAUAAUAAUGGAAUUAAAUAAGGACUUUGGUAGGAUUUAAUUGAAGAUUUUAGUGAGUAUUUAUUGCCAAAUAAUAAUCAGAUAGAAUUAAUUAAUAUAUAAAGGGACUUAUCAAGAUGGAGUAAGGAUAGGCGAAUGGAUCAUAUUAAGCACGAAAGAUAUUCCUAAUUUUACGAGCGCGAAUUAAUAUAGUAUAAAAGUGAGAGGAGGAGGAAAAUAUGAUCAAAAAGGACUAAAAGAUGGUUUAUGGAAUGAACCCUGUUAAAGUUAUCGACAGUAUUUUCUCAUUUAUAGAAGAAAAUGUGAAAUUUUUUAAAAUGGUGAAUAUAAAAAGGGGAAGAAAUUUGGAUAGUGGAAUAUUACUUUUAAAAAAAAAUUAUUUCUCAGAGACAAUAAAGAAUCUAAAUUUGAAGAAAUGUAUUGUAUAAUAUAAAUAUUAGUGGAGGGGGAAUCUAUAAUGAUUCUGGUGAAAAAAUUGGACUUUGGAAGGAGUUAUCUGACAAUUUUAGUGAGUAUAAUUACUUUAAAAUUUAGAGAUUCGCAAAUUGUACUUGAAGGUAAUUAUAUAAAUUGUAAGAAAACUGGAAAAUGGAUUAGCAAAUAUAGAUAUAGCGAAAGCAAUAACUUUGAAAUCAUGUAUAACUACAGUGUAUUUAAUUUAGAGGAUGUGAAAACUAUGACUAAAAUGGUUUAAAAUCUGGGUUAUCGAAGGAAGUAAGCGAAAACUUUUCAGAGUAUUCUUCAACUCAAUAUAAUAGUUCAUGCUAAGUUAUUGAAAUAGUUUAAUAUCAAAAUGGUAAAAAGUUUGGAAGAUCUUAAAUUGAAUAUAGAAAAAUUCAUGGUUCUUAAUUUGUUUAAAUGUAAUAUAAUAUUGAUUGUUUUUAGAGGGGAAGGGAAUUAUAAUUAAAAAGGAAAAAAAGAUGGAAUUUGGACAGAGUUACAUUAUAAAUUUAGAGAGUAUAUUUUAACUAUAGUAUAAGUUUUUGUUAAGUAAUGAAGAAAGGAUCAUAUUAAAAUGGAAUAAAGUAGGAUAAUUGGGAUAUUCUUUUCCGCGAAUUCGCUGAUCAAGACUUCGUUAAAAUGUAAAGUAUUAUAAUAACAAUAGAGGAGGUGGUGUUUUUGAGAAAGGUGUUAAAAAUGGAUAGUGGACUGAGAUUGAUGAUAAAUUUUGUAGGUAACUAGAUGAUCUAUCCUAGUAGAUCUCGUUAAAUAAUAUAGAAACUAGAAUAUAAUUUAGGAUAAAAAGUGGGAAGAUCCGAAAUUUUUUUUAGAAAUCAUAAAACAAAUGAUUUUUUGGUUAUGUAUUAAGUUUGAUUAUAGAAUAGUGGUAAGGGUUAAUAUGAUACUACAGGUAGUAAACAUGGAGAAUGGUUAGAACCACAUGAAUAUUUUUGGGAGUAAGAUUGAAUAAUAAUAAUCUCAGACACUAUCAAUUAAAUUGGCUUGGAUCAUAUAAAUUUGGAGUUAAGCAAGGUCUUUGGUAAAUCUCAAAAAAUUUAUGGUCUUAACCAACUGAUAUUAUGUAAAAAAUUCUUAAAAUAGAUGAGAGCUGGAGGUACUUAUGAUGAUGAUGGAAAUAAAGAUAAAAAAUGGACUGAUUUAGGUUGGAAUUGCCUUUAAUCCAGUUUCAUUUUGUCUGAAGGAGAAUAUUCAUCAGGUAAGAAAACGGGCGAAUGGGUUUUAAAAUUGCAAGUUUAUGAUGAAAUAUAAUAGAUGUAAGUUUAUAUGUGAAUUUAGUGGUUCUUGUAGUUAUGAUGAUAAUGGUUUAAAAAAUGGAAAAUGUAUUGAUUUUGAUCAAAACUUCUUCUUGUAAAUCAUUUUAUAAUCUUAGCAAUAAAUGUGCAUAUUAAUCUACAUAUAUACAUGGAAUUAAAUUGAAUGAUUCUAGAGAAUUUUUUAUAAGGUGA
This is a messenger RNA of Paramecium pentaurelia, 2277 nucleotides long. NCBI's taxonomy places the organism in Eukaryota, Ciliophora, Oligohymenophorea, Peniculida, Parameciidae. The record is from the annotation of a GenBank genome assembly.